Messenger RNA from Eremomyces bilateralis CBS 781.70, 3573 nucleotides. RefSeq lists its product as uncharacterized. The record is from RefSeq and is a predicted model, not a curated record. Gene Ontology annotation, cellular component: chromatin; cohesin complex; nucleus. Gene Ontology annotation, biological process: sister chromatid cohesion. Lineage: Eukaryota; Fungi; Ascomycota; Dothideomycetes; Eremomycetales; Eremomycetaceae. The transcript is spliced from 3 exons. Gene Ontology annotation, molecular function: chromatin binding. Bases 1 to 3573 code for a protein of 1190 amino acids.
AUGGACACCACCGAUGUCAGCGACCUCGACGCGCCCGCGUCCGCCCCUGACAACCGGCGCAAAUCCGGACGCGUCGUCAAGAAGCCCGAAGUCUUCGCGCCGCCCACCUCUAGCCAAGCCACGAAGCGGAAACGCGACUACGGCGCCGAGGACGAGGAUGUUGAUAUGGAGGACGACGCGUCCGACGAAGACGACGAGGACGAGGACGACAGUGAGCCGAGCGAAGAGGAGCGGAGGGAGCAGCGGAGGAACAAACGGAAGAGCGGAAGUCAGCGGAAACCGGCGGCGAAGAAGCCGAAGGCGAAUGGAGCGGGCGAGGUGAAUUUGGCGAUUCGGCCGGCAGUGCGGGCGGCGAAGGCGAAGAGGAGUAGAAGGCCGAGGCCGAGGGAGAGUGCGAUCGCUGUUGGGAAGGGGUUGUAUGGCGAUGUUUUCAGUGGCCGGAAGACGAUCGAGGAGGCGAUUACAUCGUGGCUUGCGGCAUUUCGCGACGGGGAAUCGGCGGCGGUUGCGGAUCUGUUUACCUUCACCCUGAAGUGUGCGGGAUGCGAUCAUAAUGUGGACGCGACGCUUGUAGAGGAUCCCGAUCACUUUACGGAGAAGCUUACGGAUAUCCAAGAUGAGUAUCAAUCGGUGAGACGCCCUCAAAAUGUCACAGAAUACCCCUUGAUUGCCCGCGGCAAAGGUGCCGUCUCAUUCAAGCAGACCAUGGUCGAGUUUUACGAAAUUCUCGUCAGAUCCAUAGCAGCCACAACCAUGUUCGACGACCCAGCGUUAAUGGAAAAUAUUAUGUCAUGGCUUGCGUCCAUGACCUCAGCCAGCAACAGGCCGUUCCGCCACACCGCGACCGUCGCCUCUCUAGCCAUAGUCAGCGCGUUAUGCGACGUCGGCAGUGAACUCGUUGCUACAAAAGCGCAAACUGUCCGACAACUCGAUGGUGAGAAGAAGAAGGGCAGGCCCAACAAGUCUAGAGUCGCGGACAUCGAGAAAAAGGUUGCGGACCAAACCCUGCAUCUUGAGACUUUAGACGAGAUCAUCAAGGGCUGGUUUGACACGGUGUUCGUCCAUCGUUACCGAGACAUCGACCCUCGAAUCCGCGUCGACUGCGUCCAAGCCCUCAGCUACUGGAUCUCGCAAUACCCCGACCUGUUCCUCGAAGGUCACUACCUCCGGUACCUCGGCUGGGUCCUCUCCGACACACAUGCACCCACCCGUCUCGAAGUCGUCCGAAAGCUGCGUGACCUGUUCAGUAAACCGGACCGCCUCGCGGGGCUCCGCUCCUUCAUCGAGCGGUUUCGGCAACGCAUGGUCGAGAUGGCGACGCAAGACGCCGACCCGGUGGUCCGUAGCGCGUCGGUGGAGCUGCUUGACACGCUACGGGAAAACGGGUCCAUCGAGCCGGACGAUAUCGAUGUGGUCGGCAAGUUGAUCUACGAUUCGGAAGCCCGGGUGCGGCAGGCAGUCGUGCCGUUCUUCGCGCAGAACGUCAUGGACAUCUAUGAGCUAAAAGUGGAAGACGUCGGCGGAGUGGAGUCAUUGCAGGAGAUACUCGAGGACUCCGAGCAUGCGGAGAAUCCUGAAGCUCCGACACUCGAGUGGCUGAAGAUUAAGAGUUUGGUGGAGCUGCUAGAGGCGUACGAUUCUGAUGAGACCGAACCAACGAACCACGAACGAGUUCCGGGAAGCGAUCGCUACCUGCUCAUCGCUUCGGGCGUCGAAUCUCGAUUUUCGAUGGCGGCAACCCUGCUCUGCGAAAAAUCUCGAGACUUGGCGGAGUUCCUAGAUUGGGAGUACCUCGCAGCGUAUCUGCUCUUCGAUCACUCAGCUCCCAUUGUGAAUGGCGUUGCGACCAACGAUAUUGCCGUGCGGUUCAAAGAUGCCGUCCGACUUUCCGACGCCGAAGAGCUCAUCGUUCUCGAGAUCUUGAAUGCGUCCGUCAAACUCUCUUUGACGGAGACGGCGCAAACCCUCGCUGACAAGAAGGUCAAGCGGACCAAAGCUCAGAAACAAGGGCUCAUCGACGAGCAAGAGGAGGCAUCGAAGAACCUAGCGAAACUCAUCCCUCGUCUACUGAACAAGUUUGGGGCCCAGCCGUCGACGGCAUCGGCAGUGCUGCGAUUGGAGCGAGCUCUGAAUCUGGAUAUCUUCCAAGCCCUUCGUGAAGAGUCCACCAUGCUUCCCGCCUUGCUAGAUGAUAUCAACAAACAAUUCCUAACGCAUGGCAAUGAGUCUGUCCUCGCGGAGGCAAGCAUGGCACUCUUACAUGCGAAGAGCUACGAAGACCUGGAGGAGAUCACUGCCGGCAAAUUACAAUCUCUGUGGGACGAUACCAUGUCUGCGCUGCACUUCUCAGCUCAAGCCGGGAAUCUCAUGACCCGCGGCAGUCUAAAGUCCAAUGCACUCCUAGCAUUAAGCAACACUGUCCUCCGCAUCGCCAACCUUUCCAGCAUCUCCGAUUGCACCGACCCCCUCGAAGCGUCCCCCACCACCUCCCACCGCACCAAAUCCAAAUCCAAAAGCCGUUCCUCUACCCAACCCUCCCCCCACUCUGACUCCAUCUCCCUCCUUACCACCCUCCUCCACCGCGGCGUUCCCGGCACCGGCAUCCCACCCGAGAUCAACACCGAAGAAGAUGCUCUCGUCCUGAACGCCACCAAGGCCCUCCUCUUCCACCUUCUCUGGAAAGUCAAGCACCUCGCCGCCCUCCUCUCCACCACCCCCCCAACUUCCAUCCCCGACGCCCACCUCGAUACCCUCGCCGCCCACCGCGACGCCUUCGUCAAAGCCCUCGCCACCGUCAUCCGCUCCCGUCCCGGCGCCGACGAAGUCCGCUGCGCCUGCGUCGGCGCCGUCUACGACCUCGCCUGCGCGUUCAGCACCCUCCGCCAAUUCAAAGGUCGCUUCGCGCAGCCCAACGGUGCCUCGUCCUCCGCCACCUCACCCCACGAGGAUUUCCUCGCGCUCGUCCUCAACGUCGACCCUGCGCUGCAGGAUCUCUCAAUCCAGGUGCUCGGCGCGGCGGAGCGGACCUACGCGCGGCGCAGCGGGCGGGCUCUCGAGACGGGCGACGACGAGGAGGAGGAGCCGGAGACGGUGGACGAAGAGCCUGAGUCAGAGGAGGAGAUCGACGAGGACGAGGACGCGGAGACAUCGGAGGAGAGGCGGCGGGAGCGGCUGCAGCGGACGCUGGUCGCGGAGCAGCGGCUGUGCGAGCUAGCGUCGAAGCUGGUGCUGGCGGUGGCGGCGGGGCUGGUCGGAAAACGGGUGGCGGAGCGGCUCGGGCGGAAUAAAGGGAGGUUGGGGGCGAAUUUUCGGGAGGUGGUGGGGUUUUUUGAGAAGCGGGCGGCAGGGGGGAAGAAAAAGGGGGCGACGGGGAAGGCGCAGCCGCAAAAGAAGGGGGGGAAGGGGAUGAAGAGUGCGGAGAGAGUGAUGGAGGUGGAGGAUGAUGAGAUUGAGGAGGAGGAGGAGGGGGUGGAGAAGAUGGUGGUGGAUGAGAUUGAGGAGGAGGACCGGGAGGAAGAUGAGGAUGUGAACGCUGGCGCGGAGGAGGAGCCGGAGAGCGUCCUCGGCGAUUAA